AUGAGCGACACCGAGACUGUCCCAGAGAAUGGGGCGCCCUGGCUAUCAGCUCCUGAAGACAUCCCUCACGACACUCGUCAGGUCAACAUCAUCGUUUCCGCCAGCGUCUGCUGGGUCAUUGCUGCGUUCUUUGUCAGCCUGAGAUUCUACACAAGAGGAGUCAUUAUCCAUGUUCUCAGCUGGUCUGAUUGGUGUAUUUUACUGGCGUUGAUCUUUGCUGGAGCGACAUGUGCGGGACUAAUAGACCAAGCUAUUCAUGGCUCCGGCCGACACGUCUGGGACCUUGAUUCCACCGACACUGACGGCGCCAUCGCGUGGUCGAGGGCGGCCUGGUACAGUAUUCUUUUUUACCAUCUAACUCUCAGCUUCUCGAAGCUCUCCAUUCUUUUGCUCUACAUCCACAUCUUCGCCUUCAAAUGGGCGCGCAAAGCGGGCAUCGUGCUGCUCGUCGUCGUACUGAUCGUCAGCGUAUACAUGAUGCUAUGCACGUUCACGGCUUGCAUCCCCUUGCAUUCGUACUGGGAUUUUCGUUACACAGGAAAGAAAUACUGCCAUCCGCAGUCGAUUUGGUGGUCGAAUACAGGGUUGCAUAUGGUCACGGACUUCUUGAUCUUCAUGCUGCCCAUGCCGGUUGUCUGGACAAUUAAACUGCCUCGCCGACAAAAAGUCAUUCUCUCUUUUGUCUUCGGAUUCGGCUUCUUAGUCUGCUUCAUCUCCAUCCUUCGUCUCCUCAAGCUCAUCAAGAUGCACACCCGCCCCGACCCAGACUGGACAUACUGGGCUGCCUCUCUCUCUUACCUCACCGCAGUCGAAGUCAAUUCAGCAAUUAUCUGUGCUUCGGUCAUGACACUCAAACCGCUCCUUGCCAAGUUCUGGCCCCGUCUGCUCAGCAGCAAUCCCUACAGUGAUUCCUCCUCCAACUCUGGCGGCGUACGUAAUCGCUACCGCGGUUCAAUCGGGCCCGGUGGCCCACCGACGAUCGGGAGCAAGCCGUCCAAGGUGAUGAGGUUGAGUCCCGUGGAUGAGAUGAUGGUUAGUAUUGAGCGGAGUGCUACAGGAGGGGGGAAGAAAGGAAGAGGUUAUGUUGAGUUGGAAGAUAAUGGGAGUAGUACGUGGAAUGUGGAUGUGGAGCAACUUGAGCUGACAGAGAGGGGACGGACAUCGGGAAAUGCGGAGAGAGGGAAUAGCAGGUUAAGUGUGAAACGGGGGAAAGUCAGGGUUGAUAGAGAAGUGAAGAUUGAGGUUGAGGUUGUGGCGCGGGGGGCGGCGUUAUAA
This is a messenger RNA of Thermochaetoides thermophila DSM 1495, 1275 nucleotides long. RefSeq lists its product as uncharacterized. The coding region runs from base 1 to 1275 and encodes 424 amino acids. NCBI's taxonomy places the organism in Eukaryota, Fungi, Ascomycota, Sordariomycetes, Sordariales, Chaetomiaceae. The transcript is spliced from 6 exons. The record is from RefSeq and is a predicted model, not a curated record.